UAUAAAACAAUGUUUUCAUGAUAUUUUAAGGGGUCAUACACAAAUUAAAAUUUUGAACAUAUUUUCGGGGUUAUAUACAAAUUGAGGUUUUAACCCAUAUUGAAAGGUAUUAUUAAAAUAUGUCCACCACAAUUGAAACGGACGUCAACGAAUCUUCAGAUUCAGAAGACGGUUAUGAUCCAGCAAAUGACCUCACAGCGAUAAAUCCAGAUACCAUAAACCCCAAAAGGGAUUUUAUUGUUGAAGCCAUGACGGCCCAGACACAGAUGAGCUCAGUGGGGGCGAGUAAAAAAUCCAAACUCUCGGUUAAUGAUAGAGAAAGGAUACUGAGUAUCGCCGCAAACUUUAUAAGCAUUAUCAAUACACAAAACGCAAUAUUGAACCAGUUAAGGGGAAGACUUUAUGAAAAAACUGAACAAGUGAAGAUGACAAAACCUAGUUAUGCCUCAAUAUUAAUGAAGGAUAGGGAGGUACAGAGGGAGAGAGGCGAUGGACCAAGAGAGAGAGACACAGAAACGAAGGAACACGAAUUGUUGAUGUACCCUAAAGAUGAAAACGGAGCAUCGGACGACACCAGGAGUCAAGUUACCAAUUCUAUAGAUCCAAUCAAAUUGAAAUUAGGAGUGAGAGGAAUAAAUAGGAUAAGAAAAGGGGGAAUAGUGGUUCAAUUAACAAAUGAAGAAGAGAUACAGAAACUUAAACUUGAGAUUGAAAAAAGUAAUAUAGGAGACAAAUUUGCCUGUGCAAGGCCAAGGACUUUGAAUCCCAAAAUAUGGCUUUACGACGUACCGGAAGAUGUGAAUAAAGAGAAUUUGAUUGAUAAGAUUAGAGACCAAAAUCCGCCAUUGAAAAACUCGGUAAUGAAAAUGUGCUUUCCUCUGAGGGCUAAAGAAGGAAGUCACUGGGUGAUUGAGGUAGAUCCAGAUACAUUUCACAAGAUCAUAUAUUUAGAAAAAAUAAACAUAGGUUGGAAUAGGAUUAGAACAAAAGAAUUUCUUAGGGUCACUCAGUGCUUCAAGUGUUACCGAUUCGGACAUGUUGCAAGAUAUUGCAAGGAUAAGAGUGUCUGUGCGAACUGUACGGAACACGACCACACGAUGGAGAAUUGCAAGAACAAAUCGAUAUGUAUAAACUGCAAGACAACAAGAGAGGAUCAUAAUCUGAAGUUGAAUAUCAAUCAUGAUGCUACCAAUAGAAAUUGUGAAACGUAUAAAUGGGAAAUGGAGAGAUUAGUUAAGAAAAUUUACUAUGGAUAA
Molecule: messenger RNA, 1256 nt
Organism: Parasteatoda tepidariorum (common house spider)
Lineage: Eukaryota; Metazoa; Arthropoda; Arachnida; Araneae; Theridiidae
Source: RefSeq, a predicted model, not a curated record